AUGAAGACCUUCUCUUUGAGUCCCAUUGUUCUCCUGGCCUUCUUCCUCAGUGUCCACCUUGGAACUGUCACACAUAUAUUGACUACAAAAAGAGGUAAGAAGAAAAUCUGUGUCCAACCACAGGCCAAGUGGGUGCAGAGAUACAUUUCUAUGUUGAAAGCCCAUAAGCGUGCUGGAGGUUUUGCUCAAGGAUCUUUGAACUGA
Messenger RNA from Cricetulus griseus (Chinese hamster), 204 nucleotides. The record is from RefSeq and is a predicted model, not a curated record. Lineage: Eukaryota; Metazoa; Chordata; Mammalia; Rodentia; Cricetidae.